Vitis vinifera (wine grape) is the source of this 1749-nucleotide messenger RNA. RefSeq names its product dirigent protein 25. The record is from RefSeq and is a predicted model, not a curated record. NCBI's taxonomy places the organism in Eukaryota, Viridiplantae, Streptophyta, Magnoliopsida, Vitales, Vitaceae.
AGAGGAAGAGAUGCAGAAGCUUGAAGAUCAUUCUGAUAUUUUGUAACUUUUGAGGGAUUACUGAAUCUCAAUAUUCUAAUUUUCAGAAUACUAAAUUCAAUGAAGUCGUUGCCACUGAACCAGGCAUGAUGUUACCAGAUUGCAGUGGCUGUUAAAUCCUUGGACAAAUUUUUAUCAAGGGGAUAAUGGCACAAAUUUUCACACGCAAGUGGGACGUUCAGAUUAGUGGCAAGAAGAAUGAUGGUGACAACUCAUGGCAGUUUUGAACUCCUACUGUAGACUCAAAUUGUUGGAUACACACAGAUGAAGACGAGAAGUUGCAAAAAAUGUGUGCGAGUGGUCCUGGGGAAUGAUCUACCCCUCGUGCAAACAUAGUUGUGGAGUCUAGAAACUGCUGAAUCAAGAGUGUGCCAUCUUGUCCUCCAGGCACUGAAGUGAUAUUCCAAGACAUUGAGUUCCGAAGCAGUGGUUUUUCAGGAUGUAUCAAUUUUGGCAUCUUAAAUUUUGAGUAUUCCUCUUACCCAGUUGAUAUUGAGAAGACAAUGGCUUAGGUUUCUGAGUUCUAACCAAUACACCGGUGGGGAUACUUAAGUACCUACUCCAUCUCAUCUACUCCAUUUAAUCAUUCUAGUUUUGGUUCUAAAAUAUGCUCUAUAUAUGCUCAACUUAUCUUAACCCAUUGUCACCAAAGCAAACCUUAUCCAAUCAUUAGAUACCCUUCAGGGCUUUUGGUCCUCCCAGCCUCAUGGCAAACCAUAUGCUCAUUUCUGCUCCAUUUAAGGCCAUAUCUUUCCUCUUCCUAGCCCUCGCCAUCCCUUGUGCCAUCUCUGCUCGAAUCCUUGAUGAGGAAGCACCUGUUACCCCGUAGCGCCUGAGGCAUCUGAUCUAGUUGAAACGCCUGUAUCCAGUGUCACUUCUGUGGCUACAGCCCCGGCUGCAGCCACCAGUACCACAGUUACCAAUACCGACCUCCACCAUACGUUGUCAUUCUUCAUGCAUGACAUUCUUGGUGGAUCAAACCCCUCAGCUGGGGCCGUGACUGGAAUUGUAACUAAUCCAGCGGUCAAUGGCCAAGUCCCCUUUGCCAAGCCUAAUGGUGCGGUACUUCCAGUCAAAAAUGGUGUUCCCCUCAAUAACGGCAACAGUGCACUCAUCAACAACAAUAAUAUUCCCUUCCUAACAGGCCUUAGUGGAAACACAGCUAAUGUGAUUCAAAACAAUGGAAACAACGUGAUCAAUGGAGGCUCUGGUCUUCCUGUCUUCAAUGGGGGUCAGUUCCCUGCUGGGACUAACCUUCAGAAGCUUAUGUUUGGGACAAUGACAGUUAUUGAUGAUGAGCUAACCGAAGGACAUGAUCGCGGGUCAGGUUUGGUCGGUAAGGCACAAGGUUUCUAUGUAGCAAGUUCUGAAGACGGGAGCAGCCAGACCAUGGCUUUCACAGCCAUGUUUGAGAGCGAUGGCUAUGCCAGUAGCCUCAGCUUCUUUGGUGUUCAUCGAACUGCCUCUGAAUCCCAGCUUGCCAUCAUGGGUGGCACCGGAAAGUACGUAAAUGCAGAGGGCUAUGCCACGGUUAAGACCAUUCCAGGUGCCAAUCAGCAUAAUACCGAUGGAACAGAGACCUUGCUCCAGAUUAUUGUGUAUCUUGCCCAUUAGUGCGUGGAUUAAGCAUGGCUGUUGUGUAGAACAUUUUUAUAAGAGAAUACCUUGUGCUUUUCCUACUACCUAAACUUGCAUCUUUAUUAAUCCUUC